This is a messenger RNA of Thelazia callipaeda (thelaziosis nematode), 1359 nucleotides long. The record is from the annotation of a GenBank genome assembly. Lineage: Eukaryota; Metazoa; Nematoda; Chromadorea; Rhabditida; Thelaziidae.
AUGCGUGAUCGUCGAUGUCGUCACACAUUGCAGUAUCAAAAUUUAUCGCAGAAAUAUCUGAUCAAAGGGGAAGAUAUUGAAGCGCAGUGUUUUCAUCGACAGUACUAUCAUUUAUAUCGCGCUAGAAUCGCUUUGCUUCGCAGUCGAGUCAUAGAUAACGCUAAGGUGUUGCUCGGUAAUGACAUCGAGCCUUGUCGAUUAACAAAAGCUGGAAAAGAUAGUAAAGUUUUAAUUGUAGGAACCAUAGUAAAACGUAUCAAGUUAAGACCAAGUGUUCUUCGUGAUUUAGCAGAAGAACAGCUCAUCCUUCCGAAACCAUUUGCUGAAGACAAAUUAAUAGGUGAUGAAGAUUUUGUAGAAUUAGAAGAUGAUGAUCAAAUUGUCCGCCUUUCUGGAAGCUUUGACAUAGAUAAUUUGUCGACUGGAUGUGUUGCUGGUAUUUAUGGUAUGCAACUUGCUGAUGAUAUUUUUGAAGUUCAUCAGAUAAUUUGGCCAGUCAAAGCAAUUCAACCCUCAUAUCCUGUUCUGCAUGAAGAUAGGUAUAUUAUGUUCGUGUCAGGAUUCUCCUUCACAGGUCAAACUGAAAAAUAUGCAGAAAAAUUAUUUGCUCUGAAUUUAUUGCAAAAAUGGCUUUGUGGUUUAUUACCUUUAUGUACAAAGGAACGUGAUAUUGUGGAAAGAGUCGUACGAUUAGUCGUAGCUGGUGAAAGUGUCGCUAUUACUGACCAGGGAAGAGAAUUUUCUACCGCUGCUCGCUAUCUGAUAAAAAAUGAAGAAUCUCCUAAUGUCGAGUGUGCGGCACACAUGGAUAACUUUUUGUCUAAAAUAUUAAGUUUGUUAGAAGUCGAUGUAAUGCCAGGAGUUGGAGAUCCUUCCACUCAUUUAAUGCCUCAGCAACCGAUUCACCGUGCUGUGUUUCCAAAAAGCUCUCGACAUGGAAAGAUGCUUAACCUUGUGACAAAUCCUUACCAGUUUUGUUUAGAUAAUGUUCAUAUUGUGGGGACAUCAGGCGAAAGUUUGUCUGAUUUGAAGCGUUUUACUAAAAAAUUGAGUGGUACUGAUUUGUUGAGAAAUAUUCUGCAUUGGCAGCACCUUGCUCCAACAAUCCCUGACACUGUAGAUGGAUUUCCAUUCAUGGAUCGAGAUCCAUUCAUCAUAGAAUCCUUUCCACACAUACUUUUUGCAGCUAACCAGUCAAAAGUAUCACAUGUUAUUGCGGAAUUUGAAGAAAAUCGACGCACACUUCUUCUUUCCGUCCCAAGUUUUACAAAAACAUUUUCUGCUGUACUUGUGAAUCUACGAAAUUUGGAAGUAAUCGAGCAAAAUUUCUCUUCCGAUUAUAUAAAUGUGAUAAACUAG